Molecule: messenger RNA, 1238 nt
Organism: Hyposmocoma kahamanoa
Lineage: Eukaryota; Metazoa; Arthropoda; Insecta; Lepidoptera; Cosmopterigidae
Gene: mRpS31
Product: 28S ribosomal protein S31, mitochondrial
Exons: 7
Coding region: 135-1235 (366 amino acids)
Cellular component (GO): mitochondrial small ribosomal subunit
Molecular function (GO): structural constituent of ribosome
Source: RefSeq, a predicted model, not a curated record
GCGCCCGAAGUAGCCGCACACGCUGUGACACUUUUGCAGUCUGGAUUUAGUCAGCGCAAUAACAAGCAAAUAAAGGCGAAGUGUGUAUUUUGUUAGUGAUUUUUAAACAAAUUAAAAGUAAAUAAAUCCCCGAAAUGUUAACCAGGUUUAGAUUUAGACGCGAUUUUAGGCUAAUUGCUCGGAGUUUAUCAGACAAACCUUCAGGCAGUGAUGAACGGGCACCGGAAAGUAAGAUUAAAGAAACAAACACAUCAGUAAAGAAAGAAAAAAAGGCCUCUGAAUCCACUGAAAAGAUACAAGCAUUAUUGAAGAUGAUGUUGGAAAAGCCGAAAAUAAGUCAGCAAGAAUACGAGGACCAGUUUACUGUGGCCCCAGAAAGACCUAGGAGGCAUAAGCAGCUUGCUGAUGAGAUUGAAGUGAAGACUGAAAAAAUAGAGGAAAGUAUAACCAAAGCAGCAGGGGAAGUAGCGCAGGCAAUUGGUGGUGAUGUGAAGCAGACCGAAGCGGAGCUCCUAUCUAAGGUCCUUGGCAAAAUCAACCAAACGUCCACUAGUCUUAGUGACCUUCUGGUGGGAAUGAAAGUGGACCGUUCAAAAGACAGCGAUAAUAUGUUACAAAGGGAGAUGAGAGGACAACAAGUGAAGCGCCUUGUCGAUAAAUCUAAUACAGAUGUCCAGAGGAGCAAAGAAACUACUAGAUAUACACAGAGAAAGAUGGUUUCUGCCACGCAAAUAUCUAAAAAAGGUUUUCAAACACCAAAAUCGAUAGACAUAAACAGCGGCACACCUCUCGGCAUAUUUAAGGGUGGAGAACCCAAAUACGGCACCAAGUUGGAUAUGUGGGAGGGCUUGAAACAGCGCGAGCUCUCGCUGGCCACCGCCCAACCUCCGACCAACUAUUUCCAGAAGAUGGUUCUUUGGACAGAACAGGGAAAAGUUUGGAAGUUUCCUAUUGAUAAUGAACAAGGUAUGGAAGAAGAAAACAACAUCCACUUCUCUGAACACAUAUUUCUUGACUCUCAUCUUGAAAGCUGGUGCCCCAAGAAGGGUCCUAUCCGACAUUUCAUGGAGUUGGUCUGCGUAGGGCUUUCCAAGAAUCCGUUUUAUACAGUAAAGGAAAAAAAGGACCACAUUAUGUGGUAUAAAGAAUACUUUGAAGCUAAGAAAGACAUCCUUGUGGAAGUAGGAGCCUGGGAUCCAAAACUCACUAGUGCGAGUAGUGAUGCUUCUACAUAGGUA